Pangasianodon hypophthalmus (striped catfish) is the source of this 4700-nucleotide messenger RNA. It is a transcript of the gene il17rc, whose product is annotated as interleukin 17 receptor C. The transcript is spliced from 15 exons. The record is from RefSeq and is a predicted model, not a curated record. The coding region runs from base 289 to 2244 and encodes 651 amino acids. NCBI's taxonomy places the organism in Eukaryota, Metazoa, Chordata, Actinopteri, Siluriformes, Pangasiidae. Gene Ontology annotation, molecular function: interleukin-17 receptor activity.
GAAUAAACUACUGGGAAAGCUGGCGAGAUUCUCAUGAUAAUAACACUAAGAUACGUUUUAACAUUAAUAUUAGCUUCUCUAACCUGAUACUGCUCGAAACAAGUGUUAUACAAGUGUAUAGAGACUGUUUCUGGCGUGUAAAUGUAUAUAAAAACAAAUACAAAUAAUUUCGCGGUGAGUCAGUGAUCAGUUACGCCCACUUCCGGGAAUUCCUACGUCACGGGCUUACCUGGAAAGGUAACUGGAGACCUGGCCACCACAGGGUGAGGAAAGCGAAAGUGCUGAGCCAUGUCCAUGCCGUGGCGUUCCCUGUUCCUCGUGCUGGUUGGAGUUUUUCUGUGUGCAGCAGAUCUGAAGAAAUACGACUCACAAGACACCAUCGCCUGUUCUCAGGGUCUGAAACGAUGCAGAGUCAUUAAUAAGAACUAUGUGGUUCCUCCACGUGAUUUCGGCCCGGUGGAAGUUUUGGCUUUCAGUGUGGAGCCUGCUCUCUGCCUCAAAGCAACGCAGAUGUACGGAGCGUGUCUCCAGAUCCGAAUCCAACUCCAAAUCCUUCCCGAUGAUGAUGUUAGUGGAGAAACACCAGAAGACUCUGACGAUGAAGAUCGUGCAGCUGCUAUAACACUGUUCUACGUGUCUGCACCAAAUCUUAUGUCCUGCAAGAGGAUUGACUUUAUCGUGAAAUCUGAUGCACGGAAGAACCAAGAAAAAUCUGAGGUCAUGGUGGUGGUGUAUGAAGGCGUGUUCCUGGGCAGCUCUGUGAAUGUCACAGUGAACAGGAUGUCUCAUGUGGUUCACUUCCCACAGCAUAACUCAGUGUGUCCUUCCCCUCAUAUAGAGGAAUGUAAAACUCCCAGAAUCUUCCCCAAGUUCGAUGAGUCCAGAGGAGUGGUGGAACUGAAAGCUGAACUUGAGGAGUUGCUGCUGAUGUGUAUGAAACGGAAAGGGAUGACCUCGUGUUGGCCGAGCAACUGGACCAUCCCGCUGCACGCCGUCACACACUGCAUGUGUUUCCAGGCUUGGAAGAAAAACACAGAAAAUGAAAAAUCUUACCGGUCUGAAAUUUGCCCCUUUGAGAAUCACGAAGGGAUCAGAAGGAAUGCGGUGAAGAACGUGUCCCUCUCUGUGAGACACACUGAGACGAAUGAAGGUCGUCCAGCUCUGAGCUGGAACAUGAGCGCCCCCUGCAGGCUGGAGGCCGAGGUGUGGCCUUGCCAGAUGGCCGUGUCUCUGGGCGGAGGCUGCAGGGAAGUGCCCGGCUUCAGGCAGAACAUCAGCACAGGGUGGGAAGAGAACAUCAGCACAGUGUGGACAUCAGGCGCAUUUCUGGACAUUAGAACUACAAACAACCUGCUACCUUGUGUGAUGUUUAAGGUGGAUGGAGAAAUGUUCGGCCCUGUGUGUGAGCGCUACGCCCAUAGGGGGCGCUGGAUCUGCCUGGUGUUUGUGAUGCUGCUGGUUUUCGUCCUGCUCGCAGUAGGAGUGUUUGUGGUCAGAUACAAGCUCAAAGAGUGCCUUUCAAACUCCAACCCAAAGCUUCAGUCUCGAGGCCUCCAUGGUGAAGUGCUGCUCGUGCACUCGUCUGGUUCCGAUUCAUCUCUCUCAGACACCGUGUGCUGGUUUGCUACUUGCCUUUCUGAGCUCGGGUUCUCUGUCUCUCUGGAUCUGUGGAAUCAGGCGGCCGUGAGCGCUGUGGGUCCGACUCCGUGGCUACACUCGCGGCUCCAGCACGUCCAGAAGCAUGGCGGCAAAACCCUGCUGCUGCUCUCGCACGACGCCGUGCUCCGAGCCAGGGCCUGCUAUGAAAGCUGGAGCGGUGUGUUGAACAAAGAAGACGUCAAGGCGAGCAGUACGUCCUGGCUGUGGAACUCUGAUGUCUUCAGUUCGGCUCUCAGCUCCCUUUUCUCCGCUCACCUGAAGGGCGGCGCCGCUGAGCACUUCGCUCUGGUGCAGUUGGAGUCAGAGGCAUUUGACAUGCCGGAGCUGUUUCAAGGCCUGAGACUCUAUCAGCUGCCCUCAGAGUCUCAGCGGCUUCUCACCGAUCUCCACACCGGGCACACGGGAAGCGUUGGAGCUCGACUCAAGAGGUUCCUCUGGACCUGGAGAGCCUCGGCGACGCUGAAGAAGAGGCUGAGGAACUGUGAGAAAGAGCGCCGGUCACGCACAGAGUCCACGCUCACGCAGGUCGACUCGCUGAGCAUGGAGAAGGAGAUGGAAGAGGAGACACUCCCUUUGCGUAUUUAACUCAGACUUUACCUCACAUAGCAGGAAUGAAGCUAACAAUCCUGUGUUCACUAGUGAAAUGAAGUCCAUACACCACGUACACAUGAAGGAAGAAAACAUUAACACGUCUGAUUUGUUCACCUCUGUGGUGAACUCUGUAUCAGUUCCAAAGUGAAAAUGUUUCUGUAUUUUUUCCACCAUUUUCUUCUAAGGCUAUAUUUGUGAGUAGAUGGUGUCAUGUAAUAUCGUGAAUUAGGAAUCUUCACUCCUGUACAGAAACUGAGCUGAUUCUUUCCUGCUUCCUCAGCUUCUUUGCUCCUGAGCGACCGUGAUUCAAAAGUGAAUCUAGCGAGCAGUCUGAGCAUUUUAUCUACACAGUUUUAUAGCAGGAGCUCGUGUUUAGUCAUGGUGAGCAGUUCUGGACUAGGACUGCAAUGUUUACAGCACUGAGUGUAGAUGUAGACGUCUACAUGUAAUUAAUGAGCCUGUAGCCGCCAUGGUGCCGUCAGUUAAAUGUGAAGACAGGAAAAUUGGAGAUCCUUUAUGAUCCAGUGUGACUUUUUAACCCAGCUGCACUACGGCCGGAGCAGAACUGCAGGCGAGUGCACAGAAACGUUGAACUGUUUACACUAGUUUUGACUCCACAGUCCCUAAAAUUAUGAACAUGGAUGAAAUGCACCCAAUGACAUUACUGACCCGUGACUUGUGUAAAACACAACUUAUUGGGAAAUAAUGCUACUCCCUUUCCACAAAAUAUUGAAAAAUUGUUUACAUUUCAGGGAGAAGUAUAAAAUGAGUUUUUUGUAGCAUAAAACUAUAAUUAGUUUAAGGAUAAAUAUUUCUUAAAACUAAACCGGGUUAAUACAUAUUAAGUGCCAGAUCUUUAGUAUGCCAAAGAAUAUUUGAACAUUUACCUCCAUGCUGGCUGAAGCUUUAAGCAUCACCUCAGUGACACAGGAAGACUUUAUGGACUAGGCGUGGGUAAUAUGACGAAUAUCAUCUCUCAGUAUUUGAAGACAUUUAUACAAUACAUGAUAUUUUUCAGUUUGCUAACAAACUACCAGCAAAACAGUAGUGCUGCUUUUAAAAACUGAGUUUAAUGAUACUUUAAUUUAAUAACUACAAUAAAUUAUUUAGCCUUUAAUCUUUAGACCUUUAGUCUGUAUAAUUUUUAAAGAUUUGGUACAAAAUUUUUACAUAAAAUCAGCUGUUCCGAAUCUGCUUUUUAAUUAUUUAAACAUUUUUUAAACCAGUUGCGAUACCUUCAUACUUAUGUGACACAAUUUAUCAAAAUAUCAGCAUUAUAUCGUCACAUCGCCCAGCCCUAUUGUGGAAUUUUAAAUAUAAACCUAAAAUCAAUGCACAUUAGGCGCCAUGUGCCAAUAAUCAGUAAAACAAUAUCCUAUGAAUGCCAACGUGCGCAGUGUCGUUAUUAUGAGCAUUUAAAAACCUCAGGUGUGCCAUUCAGGAGGCUGGUCAGUUACACAGCGUGUUUGCACAUUUCCUAAAGUUCCUUAUCUUGAACAGUUUUGAAAAUUGUAAACCCGCAAUUCUGAUCCAUAAAGGACAUUAGCUAAAAGAGGCUGAGGUAGGAGUUAUUUAGUUCAGUAUUGGGGUAACCUCGUAACUGUGUUAGAAAGUUUGGAAAUAUAAAAAUGGAAGAGAUCUGUUUGGUCCACAAUUGAAUUUACACACUUUUCCCCAAAGUUAGUGGAUCAGCUGAGACACAUUCUGUGUGUGGCGUUUGCUGCGUAAGUUUUGCGCUGGAGCUAGGUUAAUGUAAAUAUAAUUUGUGUACAUUUGUAUUUUUUUCCUGCCAAAUGAUUUAGAGCAUAUCUACUAUUAUCACACUCAAACACAUCCAGUUUGACCUCACCGGUUUGGCGUCAGCGUUCAGAGCUGAUGACGAUGGACUCUGACCUUCAGCAGUAAACACUGCUGCGCUCUGAUUUUGGUCGUGUCUGUACAUUUAUUUGUUUUGUUGGAAGAAAAUAAAAUGCACUUUGUCCUGCAGAUGAAGGCUGAUUAAAGUUUGCUUAGACUGCAAAUUCAAGCUACAUCACAAUUUUUUUUUACUGAGGUAUAAGAGCAAUAAGGAGAAAAAACACACAAUUUAGCAGAUGUAGCUCUGAUCAUCAGCCUCCUGGGGUUUCAGUCUCAAAUACCUGAAAAUAUCUGUAAGAUGUGCACUUAUUCAGAGAAAGAGAGAGAACGAGAGAGAGAGAGAAUUUUUUUUUAAAUCUUUUCCAGGGUAAACUUGUAAAUGCUGUAUAUGUACAUGUAUAUUCAUAUUCAUAUAUAAUUAUUGCAUAUUAUAUAAUCUAUAUGUACAGUGUAUCUGAAUGUGUCAAAUAUAUCUGUGUAUCAAAUGAUAGUGUAAGAUUAAUAAUUGUGUAUUGUUUGAAAAGUGUUUAAUCUUCUAAUAUUUACCUCCUGUUUAUUUAAUAAACACAUAAUGAAGACAUAAGGAUUGCUGA